Arachis stenosperma is the source of this 492-nucleotide messenger RNA. RefSeq names its product aspartic proteinase 36-like. Gene Ontology annotation, biological process: proteolysis. The record is from RefSeq and is a predicted model, not a curated record. The transcript is spliced from 3 exons. NCBI's taxonomy places the organism in Eukaryota, Viridiplantae, Streptophyta, Magnoliopsida, Fabales, Fabaceae. Gene Ontology annotation, molecular function: aspartic-type endopeptidase activity.
AUGAAUUAUAUUCAGCUCAAUUAUUUUGACUCGGGGAGUUUAUCGACAUCAUCAUUGAUCUUUUGUUUGGACAAAAGGUAUAGGAAUGGAGAGGACUCCUCAGAUACGAGCUGUUCUAUUGAGAGCAACCAAUGAACUUAUACAUUUUAGUAUAAAGAUUGUAGUGGGACUUCAAGCUAUUAUGUAUCAGACUUGAUGCAUUUAGAAAGUAUUUUCGAGGGAUCCUUGACAAAAAAUUCUUCGAUGCCUAUAGUUUUCAGUUGUAGCAAGCUACAGAUUGGGAAAUUGAGUAAAUCUGAUAGAGUGAUCGAUGGAAUAUUUGGAUUUGGGCAGCAGGAACUACAUGUCAUCUCCUUGCUCUCAUCGCAAAGAAUAGCCUCGACAGUGUUCUCGCAUUGCCUGAAGGGUGAUAACAAUGGUGGGGGGAUAUUCCAACUUGGAGAUAUUAUGGAACCAAUCAUAAUUUACAGUCCACUUAUUCCAUCACAGUAA